Molecule: messenger RNA, 360 nt
Organism: Arabis nemorensis
Lineage: Eukaryota; Viridiplantae; Streptophyta; Magnoliopsida; Brassicales; Brassicaceae
Source: the annotation of a GenBank genome assembly
AUGUAUUAUUUGAGGGAACGGGAUUCGUCUCCUACUGAUCCUGGAUUCCUUCUAGCUCAUGACUUUUAUGACCCUGAAGAAGUUGAUGAUAAAUGUCGGGUUAUACCUCUCCCUGUCACAGGUAGGCAACGCGUUAAGAGAUGCUUGACUACAUCAAGAGGAGAUGUUAUCUACAUUCAAGUACUAUAUGGAAGAUUGAGGGUUUGGAGGCUGAAUGAUAACAACUCUGAGAGUAAUGAAUCGUGGCAAUUGUCAUGGGAAACCAACAUGGCAACUGUCGGAUUUGAUUUAGACUAUUUUCCCAUGGCAAUGAAUCCGUUUGAUACUGAUAUCGUCUAUCUAUGGUAUUGGGUAACUUGA